AUGCGUUUCGACAUCUUCGCCCCAGUCACCAUUGUUGGGCUCGCUUCUCUCGCUCUUGCUGCCGAACAACAGCCAGAGGUUAACGCUCGAGACUCCACCUCCUUCGGUCGUCCACGUGAUCUCAAAGAGGUUGGUCUCGAAACUCGUCUCUUUAAAAAUCAUGUCAAGCAUGGCGGCAAGGGUGGUAAAGGAAAGCGUGAUCUCGAGGCUCGCCUUUUUAAAAAUCAUGUCAAGAAUGGUGGAAAGGGUGGUAAAGGAAAGCGUGAUCUUGAGAUUCGCCUCUUUAAAAACCAUGUCAAGAAUGGCGGAAAGGGUGGCAGGGGAAAGCGUGAUCUUGAGAUUCGCCUCUUUAAAAACCAUGUCAAGAAUGGCGGAAAGGGUGGCCGGGGAAAGCGUGAUCUUACGACUGAAUAG
This is a messenger RNA of Clonostachys solani, 414 nucleotides long. NCBI's taxonomy places the organism in Eukaryota, Fungi, Ascomycota, Sordariomycetes, Hypocreales, Bionectriaceae. The record is from the annotation of a GenBank genome assembly.